Molecule: messenger RNA, 1173 nt
Organism: Lindgomyces ingoldianus
Lineage: Eukaryota; Fungi; Ascomycota; Dothideomycetes; Pleosporales; Lindgomycetaceae
Exons: 2
Coding region: 1-1173 (390 amino acids)
Biological process (GO): regulation of transcription by RNA polymerase II
Molecular function (GO): zinc ion binding; DNA-binding transcription activator activity, RNA polymerase II-specific
Source: RefSeq, a predicted model, not a curated record
AUGAAUAAACGCAUCUCACGUCGUAAAGCGCAUACCAAGUCCCGCAAAGGUUGCUUCCAGUGCAAGCAACGGCAUUCAAAAUGUAACGAGGUACAUCCUCGAUGUGCGAAUUGUGUUCGAUUGGAUAUCGACUGUAUCUGGCCCGCAGCUACUAAGGGAUCCCCGCUCUAUUUAGGGACACCACACCCCGAAAGCCCAAAUUCUGUACUCCCUAGCACGCGCCUAGGCGGAAGUCCUACAAUAACACCAAUUCCCGUUGAACCCGAACUUCCACUGGAAGAUCUGAAGCUAAUGCACCACUGGACGACGAAGAUGUACAAGCCAUUACACCCAACACAGCCCGCCAAAGAGGGAAUGUGGCAAGUGAGAUUUACAGAAUUGGGAUUCGACCACCCUUUCUUGCUGCGUGGCUUCCUCGCUCUUGCGACCAUCCACAAAGCAGUUUCAGAGCCUCAUUCCGACGUUCAAAGCCUACUACAUCAAGCAGACUCUCAUAUGAGCAGGUGCUUGGCCACAUAUCGGAAGAAUCUAGAACAACCAAGUCCAGAGACUGCUGUACCGAUGUUCUUGUUAUCGACAAUCCUUGUCAUCUACAACAUGGGCUCAGGGCAUUUGGAGGAGCCUGAAAGCCCAAUUGAUUCUAUCUACCACUGCUUCCGGCUUCUACAGGGCGUCAAAGUUGUAAUUCAGCCGCAAUGGGAGACAAUUAAGGAAAGUGAUGUCUUUGCUUCCGUAGCUAAGACAAUCAUGGGUUUCUGGCAGUCGGAUCUGGAUCUUGAAGACGAAGGAUUCGGUGAGAUACUUCGACUGAAAGAACUGACGGACGGGAUGGAAUCUUCUGACCGCGAGACGUGUCUCCAUGCUAUCGUCGAGCUGCACAAGACGUUUAUCAAGGUCUGGCGUUGCUCGGAGGACCAGGAUGAACACGCAACAAUGUUCACAUGGCCUGCAGUCUUGCAAGACCAUUUUAUGAACCUUCUCUCCGUUUAUAAUCCGGCAGCACUGAUCAUUCUUUCUCAUUUUGCUGUCCUCCUCGCGCGGUCUCGCUCUUCGUGGUGGGUACAGGACUGGCCAGAUCGGAUCCUGCGUGCCUCAAAGCACCUGCUCGAGAGUAAGCCAGAAUUCCAACGAUGGUUGGCUUGGCCUUCGGAACACAUCGCAGUUGGUAACUGA